Haliotis rufescens (red abalone) is the source of this 714-nucleotide messenger RNA. Its product is annotated as SREBP regulating gene protein-like. Bases 57 to 668 code for a protein of 203 amino acids. NCBI's taxonomy places the organism in Eukaryota, Metazoa, Mollusca, Gastropoda, Lepetellida, Haliotidae. The record is from RefSeq and is a predicted model, not a curated record. The transcript has 5 exons. Gene Ontology annotation, biological process: positive regulation of SREBP signaling pathway.
UAAUGCGAAACAAUUGACACUAACAUACAGGCUUGUAUGUUUACCUUGCGAUACCAAUGUUUGGCACCCGUGUUUUGCGUAAACGCUGGGUGUUAGGUGUCAUUUUCCUCGGAUCGUUGAUAUAUUUUCUUGCUGCAACAUUUUCAAAGUCUGACGAUCUAGUGUUGGAGGAGUACAAAGUUAGGAAAACCCAGCGUCAACCAUUCCAGUGGCAAGCCAAGAUACCAGAUGAACCUGAGACUAAUAACCGCACACGUCAUAUACAUUGUCGUAAUUCUGUCCAGGGGAAACACCUUUUAGUAGAUGAACGAGGGUAUGUCUGUGAGAGGAGACAUAUAGGCCCAGGAUCCUGCUGUGAUAUUCGAGGCUCAUCCACACGCCGAUACCAGUGUGAGAGUUGUCUGUCCAAUGGUUGCUGUACAGUGUAUGAAUUCUGUGUCUCCUGCUGUCUUCAACCAGAUAAAAAAACUUUAUUGAGGAGAAUAUUGCGAGAGGCCAGCAACGAGCCAUUUAACUUAUUUUCACUUGUGUCAGAUCACUUUGAAUUGUGUUUAGCCAAGUGUCGUACAUCAUCCCAGAGUGUGCAACAUGAAAAUUCCUACAGAGAUCCCAAAGCAAAAUUCUGUUUCGGAGAAAAUCCUCCAGAUCUUCAGGCCGUUGUUAACUGAGGUGGGCUCAGGAUAGACACCUAGGACAGAUGACGUGUAUAUAGUU